Molecule: messenger RNA, 975 nt
Organism: Erythranthe guttata (spotted monkey flower)
Lineage: Eukaryota; Viridiplantae; Streptophyta; Magnoliopsida; Lamiales; Phrymaceae
Source: RefSeq, a predicted model, not a curated record
AAUAAUAAAAUAUUGCCUAAACUAAAUCCCCAGCUCUCCCAAUCAGGUUUUCAUCCACCCUUAAAUCCCUAAUCCACUCCAUCCUCAAAUCUACUGCAAAAUUUCUCAAUCAAUUUUCAGUCUAAUUCAUUAUCUUUCUUCUUCUCCUUUUUCGGCCACCAAUCCCGCCGCCACAGCUGCACCGCCACCGCCGAAAAAAAAACUGAUUUUUGAAGAUGGACGGGACUAUUGCCAAUGAGCUCUAUUCAGAAAUCUUGCAGUCAUCUAGUGUUGAGUUCGAUAGAGGGUCAACUGCAGCACAAGCAAGUAACAAUUUGAACGUUUCAAAAAACGAUGAUGCGGGCGAUUUGUGGUACGAUGAAGAAUCUUCAGAGAAAGAUUCUACCGAGAAACUGAAUGCAGCAUCCGAUAUGGAGAGGGAGUGGCAAAAGAGGCGUAAUCAGUUCCAUACGAUCGGCUACCGUGACGGUGUCAUUGCCGGAAAAGAGGCUGCCGCACAAGAGGGGUUCAAUAUCGGCUUUAAAGAUUCCGUGCUAAAUGGAUACAACUGGGGUUUCGUCAGAGGUAUUACAAGUGCUAUAGCUUGCUUACCUGGCGGGCUAAAGGAGAAAUUGGUCGAAACAGAGGAAAUGAGAAAUAAGUUUCAGAGCUUGCAACAAUCUGUACAGUCUCUAUCGACAAUUGAUGCUUUGAAGCUAUUUUAUGAAGACGGAAAAAGGAAAUCAUCAAAUGGUGAAAAUAGUUCCGGUGUUCUCGAGAAUUACCAUGGACAACUUCAGUCACUUCUCGGAGAAUCUCCUCUGCUCGACGGACAUUCGGAAAGGAAAUAGUCGUGUUCAUUUUUCUUUUGCUUCAUCAAUUUAUAUUUAAAAAGUACCGAAUAGACUUUGCAUAGUUCGACUCAGUUCGAGUUCGGCAGAGAUUUGAUGUAUUAGUACACAAAUUGACAUUUAUGAUAUUUCAUAUUCUUAAAGA